AUGGGUGAAAGCCACAUCGCGUAUGGAAUUGUUGCACAUUCAACAGAAACCUACCAAAUACAAAUCCUGAUUUGCACUGUCGAGACUCAAUCUGCCACGCAACGUCCAGCUAAAGCCCAAGUGAGACACACAGCGGCCACUCCUAUGGCAAAUUCCUCCUCGGCAUGGCAUCAUCCAAUACACCAGCAGCCCGAGGUUCAUUUGCCUCUUCAGCAAAUUUCGACCUCACUUCCUUACAAUCUGAAUGUAGAAACACCUUCCCAUAACGAUGCAUCAUCAUAUUCUCAUCCUCCAACCCCUGCUCCCACAUCAUUUUCAUCGCAAACUGCUCAAUUAUUUACCGCAUCUACAUCUUCUCCUACAAAUCCUUCAACUUCGUCGAACUCUCAAGAUUCUCAUUCGACUCCUAUGAGCAUUUUCUCAACAACUUGGGCAAUUUGGUCCCGCCGUCCUACAGAUCCUAAUCUUGCACCAGGUCUCGUCUUUUCCUCACGUAUACAACCGCCUGAUUAUAUCGUGAGAGACGCACUGGAUAUUAGAACACCACCUGCAUCUCCUACCAAGGAGGCUACACCUUUACCUGGUUUAGAAUCGCAGCAAACCCAAGAAGAUGUAGAGUGGGCGGUGACUGACUGUGUACCCGAGCCUGCUGUGGUGCUUCUGCUGGCAGCAUCUGUUGCAUCCUCGGAAGAAGCCUCCACUACCGCAACCGCUACACCUAGCACGACACUACCUGGCUCUCCUGCAAGCAGUACCACAUCUAUAUCUGUUUCCGCUCCUGCUGGUUCAUUCAAAGAUACCUCUUCUGAAUACACCGAAGCUCCUACUUCACUGGAGCUUGCGCUUAUAUCUGAUGUCGCAGCCAUACCAAGGAUUCCUACGUCUUCUAUUGUUGGAUUUUCAGUACCGGCGGACCCUAUCGGCAGUUCUCAAGGAGGUGGACAGGCCAUUCCAACAGGUGAACGCGCUGAGCUACUUGCCCUGCUGAGCUCUGACGUCCAGCCUCCAUCUUACUCAGGGCCUGCAUCAUCGGGAAUCUCAUAUGCUGCUAUAUUGAUUUCAAAGCCAGCGGGACUGAUUAACACCGGAAAUAUGUGUUUCGCCAAUUCCGUUCUUCCGCUGCUUACUUAUUCACCUCCCUUCUUCCGCCUUUUUCCUGAACUGGGUCGUAUUGGUGCGGAGGAUGUGAAGCUGACAAGCGGGGUGCAGGUCCCGUUGGUCGAUGCUACGAUCGAGUUUCAACGGAGUUUCGAGGAUCGCAAGGCGAAGCUAGAGGAGGAGAACAAAAGCAAAGGCAAAGAACGCACGAUGACGCCUCAACCUGAGGAUGACCUUUGUCCUUUCCUCCCAACAGGCAUUUACGAUGCGUCAAAGACCAAGAAACAAUUUGACUCCAUGCGAGGUGGGCAACAGGAAGAUGUGGAGGAAUUCCUUGGAUUUUACCUCGAGGGCUUGGAGGAGGAGUUGACGAUGUUGACGGAGACAUUGACACAUGGAGAAAGUGGUACUGUUCUCGAGGGAAAAAACAAGAGAAGGGAGCUACUGCGGUAG
Lentinula edodes (shiitake mushroom) is the source of this 1551-nucleotide messenger RNA. RefSeq lists its product as uncharacterized. Gene Ontology annotation, molecular function: cysteine-type endopeptidase activity; cysteine-type deubiquitinase activity. The coding region runs from base 1 to 1551 and encodes 516 amino acids. Gene Ontology annotation, cellular component: cytosol; nucleus. The transcript has 6 exons. Lineage: Eukaryota; Fungi; Basidiomycota; Agaricomycetes; Agaricales; Omphalotaceae. Gene Ontology annotation, biological process: protein deubiquitination. The record is from RefSeq and is a predicted model, not a curated record.